Lactuca virosa is the source of this 648-nucleotide messenger RNA. Lineage: Eukaryota; Viridiplantae; Streptophyta; Magnoliopsida; Asterales; Asteraceae. The record is from the annotation of a GenBank genome assembly.
AUGGCUCACGGUCUAGGCUCGAUCAUGUUUCUGGCUCUGGCUCUCACUGUGGCAUGGGCCGCGGACCAUAGUCCUCUUCAAGACUUUUGUGUUGCUGAUAUAAACGGUCAAGUACGGGUAAACGGAUUCGCUUGCAAAAACCCUAAUGGCGUUCAAGCGAAUGACUUCUACUUCAGUGGUAUGCACAUGAUGGGUAACACUUCAAAUCGUUUGGGGUCAAGUGUGACCCCAGCAUUUGUGUUCCAAAUCCCAGGACUUAUCACACUUGGGAUUUCACUUGCACGGCUCGACUUUGCACCAUGGGGGCUCAUACCACCUCACACGCAUCCUCGUGCUACUGAAAUCUUAACCGUGUUAGAAGGUCAGAUUGAAGUUGGGUUUGUGACAUCAAACCCUGAUAACCGUCAUAUCUCAAAAGUACUGAAUAAAGGUGAUGUUUUCGUGUUCCCUGUGAAUCUUAUACAUUACCAAAGGAAUGUUGGAAACAUGAAUGCGGUUGCGAUGGUAGCUUUGAGUAGCCAAAACCCUGGAGUGGUUCCUAUAGCAAAUGUGGUUUUCGGUUCAAAUCCAGAUAUUUCAACCGAUGUUCUUGCAAAGGCCUUCCAAGUUAGUGAUGAUAUUAUUAGCGACAUGCAAGUUAAGUUUUAG